Messenger RNA from Drosophila serrata, 4988 nucleotides. RefSeq names its product ras-associated and pleckstrin homology domains-containing protein pico (gene pico). NCBI's taxonomy places the organism in Eukaryota, Metazoa, Arthropoda, Insecta, Diptera, Drosophilidae. Gene Ontology annotation, biological process: signal transduction. The record is from RefSeq and is a predicted model, not a curated record.
CGAUGCUUUCACAUCUCCAACAAAACUUCACAACUACGGUGCGGGCGGGGCGUUUUUCGUGAAAAUCUACGCACGGGCUUUUCGUAGUUUCCUGAUAGUACCAUCCGUUUGUUUUGUUUCGCUUUUUUUUUGUGUGUGUUCGAACCCGUCGCCAGUCCUGCGAUCCUAGCGAAGUAAAUAUCCGCAGUGCCAUUAAAUUUGUUGGUGAAUCACCGAUGGCCGCUGAAGGAGGGAACUCCUUUUCCUUUUCUUUUGUGCGAUGCUGCUGGCUGCAAAUGCAAAUGCACUCGGCACAGCAACAACAAAACGGCCGAGCGACUAACGGGGCUUGAUGGCGUAAAGCCGUGGAGAGCACAAAAGGAUUACUAAUUGAUUAAUUGAGGCGGAGGAAGUGCAAAAGCUGGAUAGCAAUUGGAAACGCAUUUGCAGUUGGAUUUCGAAUUGGAACUGGAGUUGGAGUUGCGAAGUACCGAGAGUGCGAGCGAGAGAGGACGAGCGCUGCAUGAGAGUGUUGUUGGUGUGCGUGCGUGCCAGUGUGGGUGUAGUAGUCCCAGUGCAUAAACUCCAGAUUGCGUUCGGUCGACUUCGGUUAACUUCGGCCCUGUUCGCUUCGUUUUGUUUGCUCUCCCGUUCACCCACGCAACUUUCGGAGAAGGAGUAAGCAAGACAGCCAGAUAAAGAGUAAGAGCGAGAGCGAGUGCAAGGAAGCGGUUUUUCGACCGAAAAUGCACAAAGGCAAGCUGCAAAGUUAGCUAAAAAAUACAAGAAGGAAACGAGACACAAACAGAAGAAAUAGCGGUUAACGGGUCCCUAGCUGCGAAUCGUUGAAAUUCAAGACGGAUCGCCAUCACAUUUCUUCAAUUAUGCCGAACUUUUUGGUGUCUGUUUCGGUUUUCAUUUCGCUGCAAUAAGCGAUCGCAGCGGCGCGCCGAGCACACAAAGGGAAAAGAAUAUAGAAGGGAAGGAGAGCGACAGAGGAGAGGGAGAGCGGCCCCAAAGAGCGCUCUCAAUUGACGACUCCCACUCCCACUCCCCUUUUGUGGGCCCCCUCUCUUCACCUUUUCACUGCCAGUACUAUGGAUUGUGGUGGUCUUGCGGCGCAACAACAACAACAGCAGCUACAGCAACAACAGCACUUACUUCAGCAACAGCUACAACAACAGAAGCACAACUCUCUCAGUUGCCUUGAGGAAGCAGCAACAAUAACAAAUAUCAACCUAAGGGGUAUCUUUGCGGCCGGAGCUGCCAGCGGCGGAGGAGCAGGCGGAGGUGGUGGUGUGACGACUGCUGGCUUCGUGGCUGGCGGGGAUUGCCCGGUAAUUGGUGGCGUUGCUGGUGCUGGCGCUGGCGUCAAGCUGCGCCGAAACAGUGAUCGCCCAUUGACCACGACCACAUCAACGACGACACCGUCGCACACUUACCGCAUUUCCAUGGCCAAUCUGGAGGAUACGCAGGAAUCGGAGCUGGAUCAGAUCCUGGGUGAACUGAGCCAGCUGGAGGAGCAAAUAAGCGAUGCCCAGGCAUCUUUUUUGCAUCCCAGUGUGGGAUCAGCAGCAGCAGCAGCAGCACCACUGCCACCAGGAAUGGGAGCUGUCCCGCAUCCACCUAGCCAUGCCUCCAUGUCGGCGGCCUCGUCGCGCUCUCAUUCUCGCACCAAUAGCAGCAUUUCCGCGGACGUAAGCAGCUGCUCCUCAUCUGGAAUCUCGGAGAAUGGUCACGGUAUGGGCCUGGGCCUGGGACCGCCUGGUAAUAUGCAUCCGCCACCGCCGCCGCCACCAUCGCAACUGCCGCUGGCCGGUGGCAUGACUACGGGCAUCACGCUGGGCGUGGUGACAUCCCGAGAGCCACGCACCGAAUCCCCGGACAAUGAUUCGGCUUUCAGUGACACAGUUUCGCUGCUGUUCAGCGACACGGCCUCGCUGCUGUCCAGCGAAUCGUCGGCCUCUUCGAACACAUCCCUGCAACAGCAGCAGCUGCAGCAACAGCAGCAGCAGCAGCAGCAUCAACAACAGCAGCAGCAAAAGCAGCUGGCCGCCUAUGGAAAGGUGAGUCAACAGCAUGGCGGUCAGCAGAGCAACGGUGGCAAUGGCAACAACUCCAAGGCGGCCAAGAUCCAGCUGGCGCUCCACAAGCUCGAGAGUGCAUCCAUUCGGCGUCUAUUUGUCAAGGCCUUCACAGCCGAUGGGGCCUCCAAAUCGCUGCUGGUGGAUGAGCGUAUGGUAUGCGGUCAGGUAACGCGUCUGCUGGCGGAUAAGAAUCAUGUGGUGAUGCAACCUAAUUGGGCACUGGUGGAGCAUCUGGGUGAUCUUCAAAUGGAGCGCCUCUUCGAGGACCAUGAGCUGCUGGUGGAUAAUUUGAUAGCCUGGAAUUCGGACGCCGGCAACCGUGUGCUCUUCCAGCAGCGCCCUGACAAGCUGGCUCUAUUCGCCCGCCCUGAGCUGUACUUGCCGGGGCCACAGAUGGCACCCGGUUGCCAGCACGAUGAGCAGACGCGUCAAAUGCUGCUGGAUGAAUAUUUCAAAUCGCCUGUGCAGCUGCAGCUGGAUGGACCGCUCUACAUGAAAGCAGAUCCCAAGAAGGGCUGGAAACGCUACCAUUUUGUCCUACGCUCCUCGGGCCUGUAUUACUUUGCCAAGGAGAAGAGCAAGAAUACCCGUGACCUGGCCUGCCUCACGCUCUUCCACGGGCACAACGUCUACACGGGCCUGGGAUGGCGCAAGAAAUGGAAAUCACCGACGGAUUUUACCUUUGGCUUCAAAUCGGCAGUGGAUUCCUCGCUGGGCAAAUCGUGUCGCUCCCUCAAAAUGCUCUGUGCCGAGGAUAUGGCCACGCUGGAUCGCUGGCUGACGGCCAUACGUGUGUGCAAAUAUGGAAAGCAGCUGUGGCACAGCCACAAGCUACUCCUGGAGGAUCUCUGCCUGGGCCCCGACGAUGCCGUCUCUCAGUCGAGCUUUGCCACAUCGAUGCGCAGCGAGUCGAUUUCGAGCAUCUCAUCGGCAGUGCCGUCGCAAUGCGGCAGCGUAUCCUCGGCCAUUAGCAGCAUGUCCAAUUCGACCAGUGGCCGCACCUCACGCGCCUCCAGCAGCAGCUCCAGCGGCUGCCUUUCGGACGACAACAACGGCUUUGAUUCGGAGUUCACCACAGGGACGAUUAAGCGCAAGCCCUCGAUGAAACCCAACCUCCCGCUGACCACAAUGACACGCCAGCUAAAGGAGGUGGGUGAGAUCACCAUUUGCGAGAGCACCGGUGGCGAGGCCAGCUCGCCGGAACGCAGUGGCACCCUGACGCGUCGACAUAGCCGCCGCAAAUCGCAGGAGAGCAAUGGCAGUGGAACGCUAAAGCGCCGGCCAGUUCCCAAUGCCGCCGUUAUUAAGCAGGCAUCGGAGCAAGCAGUUGUGGGAGGCAGUGCCUCCUCCAACUCAUCGAGCAGCAAUUCGACGCCCACGCCGACGCCCAGCAUUUGUGCCAAGCCGCCGCCAGGCGAUGCCUCCGCUGCUGCUGCUGCUGCCGCUUCGCUGAUGUGCUCAUCCACGCUUUCGCUGGAUUCGCUGCCACCGCCACCGCCGCCACCCGCCUUUGAGGGGCCCGAUGAUCAGGAUGUGUAUGGAUCCCAGCUAUCACUGGCCUCACUGCCACCACCGCCACCACCGGAGGAGGUGCUGGCCAUGACCUAUGCAGGUCCGCCUAGCCCGGUCACACCCACACCGAUGAGCACACCACUAAUGGCUAUGCCGAAUAGGAAUGGAUCCCUGCCACCGGCAGUGCCAGCCAAGCCUAUUAAGCCGGCUGUGAAGCAGCCAGCGGGAGCCCUGAAGGCAGCACCACCGUACAAGGCACCGCCCGAUUAUGUGGGCCCUGCCCAGCAGCAGGCAGGACCGCCGCUGCCGCCGCCACCUGCUCAAAAGAAGGUUUCGUUUGCCGAUUCGCCGGUCCUGCUGCGCCGUAAAAUGUGCUCGCCGGAACCAGUGCUGCCGCAGCGCUCACCGAGCACCGUGCUCAACUGCAAUUCGGUAUCCAGCACUGGAUCGGGUUCGGCUUAUCAGACCUAUGCACCCGGACCAAUGCUGCCACCGCGCACUGAUUUGGCACGGCUGUCCAGCCAGAGCAACGGGAGCAGCAGCAGCGAGGUGACCUCGCCGAAGCGUCUGCAGGAGAGUGCGUCGAAUCCGCCCCGUGACUUCCUCAAGGAUCUGCAGCGCGUAAUGCGCAAAAAGUGGCAGGUGGCACAGAAAUGCAAGCUGGAGCCGGCCACUACGCCGCAUGAGGUGCUUGGCUUCAGGGAUUUCAGUAACGAGGAUCUGCUGGCCGCCCACAACCUCAAUUCGGGGGCCAAUUCCUCGCACUACUACCGCGAGACGGCCAAUGUGAGCCACUGGGUGCGGGAGCACUACGAAUAUGCCCACAAUGCGCUCUACGAGAAUGUGCACGCCCAGACGAAUGGCGGCGGGAAUGGUGGCGGAGCUGUAGGUUCUUCCCCUGGCCUUCCCCUGACAGGUGGUUCUGUGCCAGAUGGAGGGGCCACUCCUCCACUGCCGCCACCGCCGGCGGGAUCGGCCAAAAAGCGUCCGCCACCGCCGCCACCCAAACGAAGUGAUAAAACUCACUUAACCAAUCGGGUCUAGUGACUGUAGAGUGAUCCAUUGUGCACAGGAUGCGAGGAAGGAUCAAACGAUCGAUCUCCCUGCUGGGAGCAGCAAUUUUCAAAGCAAACAAAUUCCUAUUAAAGCAGCAUGCCAGGUUAGAAAUAUAUACGUAUAUAUAUAUUUGCUAAAUGCUAUGGCCACGCCCACUUCUCUUACACAAGUAUUAUAUAUAAAUGAGAGAAUCAUCCGAAAAGCGAAAUGGAAAAGGAAUUCAUCAGUUCAUACAUACAAUAUUUAUAUGCAUUAGUAAAAAUAUUUAAGCUAAAUUUUAGAUUGUAAAAAGCGAGAGAAGAGUAUACAUUUUUUUUUAAAUUAACGAUAGGGCAUUAUUUUAAACAAAAGUAA